Molecule: messenger RNA, 1896 nt
Organism: Cyanistes caeruleus (blue tit)
Lineage: Eukaryota; Metazoa; Chordata; Aves; Passeriformes; Paridae
Biological process (GO): protein polyubiquitination
Molecular function (GO): metal ion binding; ubiquitin protein ligase activity
Source: RefSeq, a predicted model, not a curated record
CGGCUACCAGGGCCGGCCCCGGGACUCGCUGAGGCCAUAAAUAGCCCCGGGAGGUGGCACAGCCCACUUCCAUGCUGGGGAAGAGAUAGAGCAGGUCUCGAUGAUGGCAUCUGGGCUGCUAAGGGCCGAGGCAAGCUGUCUGAGACCGCUGUGCAGGAAUUUUGCCCGUGGAUUCUGUCGGUGGGGCCAGAGCUGCCGCUUCUCACAUGACACAAAAUCAGCCCAGGUCUGCAGGUACUUCCAGCGUGGGUUUUGCCUUUAUGGAGAGCAGUGCAGCUACCAGCACAUGCAGGAGGAGCCAGCCCCAGUAGGGACCCAGUAUGGUCUGAUGCCCCACGACCACUGGGACCAGGAGCCUGGCACUGAGCCCACAGCCAUGGACCAGGACCAGGGGGGAACCCAGCGCACCUCAGCCCAUCCUGCCUGCAGCAUGACGUGUGUGGCCUCCGAGUCCCCCAAAGUGGAGGUAGAAGUGGAAGAGGAAGACAAGAAGAACAUCUCAGCACUUGGCUUCCAGCCACAAGGGCCAGCACUGGAUCCAGGCUUCUCUGACCCCAGAGAGGAGGUUUCGGAGACAGCGACAUGGACUGACCCUGCAAAGGUCCCUGCAGAGCCAGGUGCAGUGGCAGCCCUGGUCACCACUGCAGCACUGAGAGCCCAAAGCGAGGCCAUAGUGUGUGGCAUCUGCAUGGACAGGGUGUACGAGAAGCCGCUGCCAGAGGAGCGGCUCUUCGGGAUCCUCCCGAACUGCAGCCACGCGUACUGCGUGGGGUGCAUCCGCAAGUGGCGGCGCAGCCGGGACUUCCAGAGCAAGGUCAUAAAGGCCUGUCCAGAGUGCCGGAUCACCUCCAGUUACUACAUCCCCCACAAAUACUGGAUCUCAGAUGUGGAUGAGAAGGAGAAGCUCAUCAGAACCUUCAAGGCACGGACAGGGAAAAUCAGGUGCAAAUUCUUCAUCCGUGGCCACUGCCCUUUCAGAUCAGAGUGCAUCUACCUGCACGAGCUGCCCGCCCGCCAGCUGCGGCGGCACAGACGGCAGCGGCUGAGGAUGCCCGCUGUGUUCAUCCCUUCUUCCUCGGAGAGCUCUGACGAGGAGGAUGAGUUCUGCACACUCGAGUGGGCUCUUACCCUGGCCAUGAUGGAGACAGAAUUUCCCUACUCAAGUUAUGGCCACGAGAUGCUUCUCAUUGACUUCAGCGAUUCUGACUGAGCCAUGGGAGCUAUGCUGGGCUUGCUGGUGGCCAGGACAUGUCUCCAGGACGUGGAAGCAUCUGCUCUUUCAGUCCUGCCACUGUUUUGGGGUGGCUCCAGCUGUGGGGGUGUUGCAGGGAUGGGGGUGGUGUAAUAAGUGGAGAGUGUGAUGUUGGCUCUCGCAAAGGUUCUAAGUUAUAAGCAGUUAUAAGGCUGAAAGAAGUUCUGUUAAGAUCUGGUGUUUUCAUCUGAAAUGUUGAAAGUUGAAGCACACGAAGGACUGCACGGACUCUGAGAGGCAGGGCAAUGGAGGAGCUGGGUCAGAAGAGUGACAUCUGCACAAGUGUGGGGAGGGUCGGCUCACCAGGGGGCUGGCUCACCAAUAACAUGUAUAAGGGUAUAAUGGGUGUGGGCAGGGUGCCUCUGGCUGCAGCUAUGCACUGAGAGCGUCCCCUUUUCCUUAUUCAGUUCCUUGUUGUGGUUAAAUAAAACCUUUUGAAAUUUUAAAAAGUGCGGUAGUGUUUCCCACACCGUGGCCAUGCUGGAGACAGAAUUUCCCUACUCAAGUUAUGGCCACGAGAUGCUUCUCAUUGACCUCAGCGAUUCCAACAGCACCGUGGGGGCCACGCUGGGCCUGCUGGUGGCCAGGACAUGUCUCCAGGGGGUGGAAGCGUCUGCUUUUGAGUCCUGCCAUUGUUUUGGGUG